AUGGCACCUCCCAAGAUCACACUUUACUUUGACAUUAUCAGCCCAUUUGCAUAUAUUGCCUUCCAUGUGCUAAGGAACUCACCAACCUUUGCAAAGUGCGAGAUCAACUACGUGCCCAUCCUUCUGGGCGGGUUGAUCAACUUAUGCGACAACAAGGCACCCAUCAGUAUCAAGAAUAAAGACAAAUGGAUAAACGUGGAGCGCGCACGAUGGGCAAAAUAUUUCUCUGUCCCUAUCUGUGACAGCCCACCUGAGGGCUUCCCAGUGCGCACUCUGGCAGUUCAGCGGGCUCUCUGUGUUGUCUCGCAGAAGACCCCCACAAAGCUGCCCUCCGUCAUUGAGGCACUGUACCAUUCGUUCUGGGUUCAGUCAAACUCCAAGAUUGGUGAGCCUGCAGUGUUUGCGCAGGUCAUAGAGAGCGUACUCGGACAGGAGGAUACCAAGGAGGUCUUGUCUGCAAUGACACAGCCUGAGAUGAAAGCACUGCUGACCUCCAACACUGAUCAUGCCUUCAAGAUAGGCGCCUUUGGUAUCCCGUGGUUUGAAUGCACCAACACGGCAGGCCAGACUGAGGGGUUCUGGGGCAUUGAUCACUUGGGACAGGUGGUUGACUUCCUGGGGCUGGAUCGCAGCCGGGACCCAGGCUUUAGGGCAUUGCUGUGAAGGAGAAGAAGGCACAGGGGUAGGGGUAAUCACGAAGGAAGUGUAGGGGAAAUACUUCUGAGUGAAAUACCAAGGGAUCUGUAUAUGUUUGUGUCCGAACUGGCAAUAUCGACUUCAUGACAUCGUGAUUAUCAUCUCGUGAAUUCACCGACUGGCCCUUUUGAUAGUUGUAAACAGGGUAGAAAAUUAGGAAUUUAGUGAAUGGAGAAUAUAUGCAGGCUAU
Molecule: messenger RNA, 886 nt
Organism: Penicillium subrubescens
Lineage: Eukaryota; Fungi; Ascomycota; Eurotiomycetes; Eurotiales; Aspergillaceae
Product: putative 2-hydroxychromene-2-carboxylate isomerase
Exons: 4
Coding region: 1-663 (220 amino acids)
Biological process (GO): glutathione metabolic process
Cellular component (GO): mitochondrion; peroxisome
Molecular function (GO): glutathione transferase activity; glutathione peroxidase activity
Source: RefSeq, a predicted model, not a curated record